Messenger RNA from Camellia sinensis, 663 nucleotides. The record is from RefSeq and is a predicted model, not a curated record. Lineage: Eukaryota; Viridiplantae; Streptophyta; Magnoliopsida; Ericales; Theaceae.
AUGCAAAUUAAACCGAAAGAAACUCUUCGUGAAUACUCGACCCGCUAUUGGGAGUGCUUUAAUCUGGUAGAUGAUACUUGCAAUGAUUCUAUGGCCAUCACCGUCUUUAAGAUGGGAUUGCAUCCUGAUAGCCCCCUCCGCAGUUUGUUAACCAGGUGUCCCCCCAAAACCGUCUGGGCAUUAAUGAAAAAAGCCGAAGAAUACUACAAAGUGGAAGGCGAUGAUGCCCUUCGAGUCAAAGCCAGACGCAAAGCCAUUGAGACGGUCACAUCGGGAAUUGUUCAGUUGAUUAGCGCAGUGCCGGCAAGAAGCCCCAAGCGGCAGAAUCGACCUAAACGAUAUAAAAGGCAUGACUCGUGUCGAUCAAACGACCAAUGUUCACAUCGAGCUAAUGAACAGGAUCAAGUGGAUAGCAGGCGCACAAGGCAUUCAUGCAAGAAAUACACGGAGCUGACAGAGCUGAUCAAUAAGAUUCUGUUGAAAGUACAACACAUUCCGUUCUUCAAGUGGCCGCCCAAGAUGACGGGGCCUCCUGAUGCGAGAAGACAGGAUAAACGGUGUGAAUAUCAUAAAGACCAUGGUCACGACACUGAUAGUUGUUAUUCAUUAAAAGAUCACCUUGAAGAGUUGGUGCAAGACAGUCGUCUUACGCAAUACGUCUAG